AUUUUUGUAUAUUUUUCAUGAAAUAAAAUCACAAAAAGCAUUAAAAUAUUCUUAAUUAAUUUCAUAAUUAAUACAAGAAAAAAAAAAGAAAUAAAAUCUUUUCCGAAUAGAAAAAAUUGACAUUUAUUCAUUUUGAUCAAACAUUCAUUUAGUUUCUGACGAAAACUUUUUCUAGCGAAAUUUGGAUUAACAAAUAAAUUUACAAAACGAUUCAAAAAAUCCAAUAAAAUUUUGUUUUAUCUGUUAUUUCAUUUUAUUAAUUUCUACAAGAACAUUCGGCUGAUUUAACUUGAAUUUCUCUAUUCUUAGUUACAUAAUAUUUAUUCGGAAAAAAAACCGAAGUAAUAUGUAGAUAUGUUAUAUCUUAAUCCUAAACGACGGGAAUAUUUUGUCCAGCAAAAUUAGAAAAAUUUUCUUUAGAGCAAGUUAAAUAAAUUGUAUUUCUUGUAAUAGACGAAAGAAGAAAGAAUAAGAAUCGAUUUCGAUAUUCAGUCAGUCUUAAGAAAAAUAUUCAGUUAAUAUGUCAAUAACAACAAUCGAACAUUUCCCAAAUGAAAUUUUCUAUGAAAUUUUCGAUUAUUUUGAUGCAUAUGUAAAUUUUUAAUGGAUUCUCAAAUCUUAACAAUCGUUUUCAACUACUUCUCAAUUCUUCAUUAACACGAUUAAAAUUAGAUGAUGAUCGUCAUGAAUCAAAAGAACUUUUUCUUAAUAAUUAUGAAGAAAUUCUUCAUAAUCAUCGUCAUCAAAUAAUAUCAAUUCAUUCAUACAAUAAAAAUACAACUGAAAUAAUUUCAAUAAUUCAAUUUAAUCUAUCAUUAUUUCAAUCUCUUCAAUCACUUACUCUUUAUUGUAUUGAAUCGGAUAUUUUACCAUCGCUUGUUCAUCAACUAGCAUCUUUACCUAAUUUUUAUUCAUUAACACUUGAUCUAUGGAUUGAAACAGAGCUAGGACAAGUACAAGUACCGCAGGAGUACUUGGUACUUAUACUUGUACUUGAGGAAGUGUACUUGAUACUUGUACUUGCACUUUAG
Molecule: messenger RNA, 1031 nt
Organism: Adineta steineri
Lineage: Eukaryota; Metazoa; Rotifera; Eurotatoria; Adinetida; Adinetidae
Source: the annotation of a GenBank genome assembly